UUUAUUUCUCCCUGCAUUUCUUUCCCAUCUCUGCCUCUGUUUGUUUCCUUCUUCCUUCUCCGUCCCCUGUCUCUCUCUCUUCGUUCUUGAAUUCCUCGCCGGCCGGCUCGCCGGAGAACUGCACCGGCUUGGUGCUCCUGAUACCGCGCCGGAGUCCGAGUUCUGACUGGGCUUGAGUUCAUCAAGUUUGAACGUUGGAGUUGGAGCUUUUGAUUCGAAUUUCCUUCUCCUGCUGCUCUUGAUCGUGCUCGUGUGGUGCGGAGAAGCGGCGCGGUCUCUGCUGAUGGUCUUGUCCCGGCGAGGAGCGAGGUAGAGUUUGGCAUGGAGCAAGCGACGGAGACCGCGGCCGCGCAGCCGGCGCCGGAGACCACGGAGGCGACGCCACCGGCUCCUCCUCCUCCUCCUCCUGCGGCGGCGGCGGUCGUGACUGUGGCGACGGCUGGGAGAGGGGAGGGGAAGCGGAAGAGGGGGAGGCCGAGGAAGUACGGGGUGGACGGCGGUCCGGUGCGGCCGCUGAAGGCGACGCCGAUCUCGGCGUCGGUGCCGGACGACUCCGGCGGGGGCCAGUACACGCCCGCGGCGUCCGUGGGGGCCGUCAUGAAGCGGGGCAGGGGCUCGGGCCGCCCAGUGGGGUUCGUCAGCCGUGCGGCGCCGGUCGUGGCGGUGACCGCCGCGACGCCGACCGCCGCGGUGGUCGUCUCUACGCCGCCACCCUCCGCCGCCGUUGCCCAGAAGCAGCAGCUCGCGCCACAGGUAGUCGCCGUUGUCCAGAAGCAACAGCCCGCACCACAGCUAGGCACUGCGUCAGGUGAUGUGGUAGGAUGUGCUUCUGGUGCAAAUUUUACACCUCAUAUCUUGAAUGUUGUUGCCGGUGAGGAUAUUAAUAUGAAGGUUAUAUCUUUCUCGCAACAAGGUCCAAGGGCAAUUUGCAUUCUGUCUGCCAAUGGUAUGAUCUCCAAUGUUACGCUACGUCAGCAUGAUUCUUUAGGUGGUACCGUGACUUAUGAGGGCCGCUUUGAGCUACUUUCCCUGUCUGGAUCUUUUACGCCGACAGACAACGGGGGGACCAGAGACCGCUCCGGUGGAAUGAGCGUCUCUCUCGCCGCUGCUGAUGGUCGCGUCAUCGGAGGCGGCGUGGCCGGCCUCCUUGUGGCUGCUAGCCCUGUUCAGGUUGUGGUGGGAAGCUUCUUCCCGAGCUACCAGAUGGACCAGAACGCCAAGAAGCCGGUGGUAGAGAUGAAGACGGUGUCAACACAGCCGACACAGCCGGCCGUGGGGUUCACCAUUUCCAGCGGCGGCGACAUGGCGGACUCCUACAGCGGCAGCCAGCAGCCCAAGGGCGGCAACUCGACGUCGGCUUUCAGGGUGGAGAACUGGACCGCGCACCCCGCGGUGCCGGCUGAGGCGAGGAGGACGCCGCCACCGCCGUCGUCGGAGGCCAAAGUCCCCGUCCCCGGAGGUUGAUGAAGGCGACAGAUAGUGAUUCAGAAGCAGCAGGAGGCUCUGCGAAUGUGCGAAUGUGCAAAUGUGCAGGGAAAUUCACCAUAUCUAUUUUACAGAAAAAUUCAAUUCAACAGUGAAAAAAAACACAUAAAUAUAUGAAUAUGCUGUGCGAUAUUCCUUGUGGAUCCAUUUGUUUGGCCUAAAUGAUUAAAUCUAGCUCGGCUAUAUACUUUCUCUCUGUCAA
This is a messenger RNA of Lolium perenne, 1687 nucleotides long. Its product is annotated as AT-hook motif nuclear-localized protein 2. Gene Ontology annotation, molecular function: minor groove of adenine-thymine-rich DNA binding. The record is from RefSeq and is a predicted model, not a curated record. Lineage: Eukaryota; Viridiplantae; Streptophyta; Magnoliopsida; Poales; Poaceae.